AUGCUGGGAGUGUAUGAAGAUCUGCUGAAAAAGGGGACUUCCAUGGAAGAAGAGGCUGAGGAUGAGAUUGAAGACAUUCAACAGGAGAUUCAGGUACUCAGCCAAUGCGACUCUGCAUAUGUGACAAAGUAUUUUGGCAGCUACUUGAAGGGGUCGAAACUGUGGAUUAUCAUGGAGUAUCUUGGUGGUGGAUCGGCACUCGACCUCACUAAAAGCGGCAAAUUAGAUGAAUCACAGAUCGCCGUGAUAGUCCGUGAGAUACUGAAGGGCUUAGAGUAUCUGCACUCGGAAAAUAAGAUUCAUCGAGACAUCAAAGCGGCCAACGUGCUGCUUCACGAAUAUGACGGCGGGGUCAAGCUCGCCGAUUUCGGGGUGGCCACUCAUCUUUGGACAAUCAGCGGGAAAAAGGCGGAAACAUUUGUCGGCACCCCAUACUUCAUGGCUCCGGAAGUGAUCACGCAGUCGCGAUAUGACGAUAAGGCCGAUAUCUGGUCACUGGGGAUCACAGCGAUCGAACUUGCGAACGGUGAGCCACCUCACUCCGAUCUUCAUCCAAUGAGGGUGCUAUUCCUAAUUCCGAAAAAUCCGGCGCCCCAUCUGACCGGUUCGCAGUGGACAAAAGGUUUCAAGGAUUUUGUGGAAGCCUGUCUAAAUAAGGAUCCGGAUCAGAGGCCUGCCGCUAAAGAACUCCUGAAGCAUCCCUUUAUCCGCAAGGCCAAGAAAAAUUCAGUCCUGCUUGAGCUCAUCGAAAGGGCACAAGCGCACAGGGCCCGAAUCGGCACUUCUUCCGAUAGCGAUGCUGACGAUGAUAUGGAAAACGGAGGCACCCUUAACCCCUGGGACUAUCCGACCGUGCGCGACGAACGAAAGGCUCGCGACGACACGGUCAGGGUCAAAGGAGGAAGCGCGCUCGAAAGCCUCAAGCAGCAAAACGCGACCCCGGAAGGGACGAUUAGAAAUCGCGCGAUACCAAAUAAUAUUCCGUCGAUCAUCGCAACCAAGACUCAAAACGCGGCAACACCGAGUACGUCUGAAGCACAGGUGAUAGAACCCGUAUCAAUCCUCAAAAAGAAUUCACCGCCAUCGACGGUAUCUUCUGGCAGUAAUUCGCCAAGAAACACCGCAAUUAUCGAGAAAACUAGGACAUCGCCACCGCAGGAUGGAAAAAUUGGGCGGGCCAAGAAACAGGGCGCGUUGGAAAAUGGGAUUUUGCCCGCGCUGGAGAAGCUUUCAAAGGCGCGCGAUUCGACAGCGGAAAUUGAUGCCGUUGGUAACGCGUUGAUACAGGCGGAGCAGUCAUACCCGGGAAUUUGCGAGCAGUUGCUGAUCGAAUUGUUCACCGCGCUUGCAGGACCAACAGCUACAGCCGCCACCCUGGCUACGGCUUUAGAAAGGCUAAAAAGAUCAAGA
This is a messenger RNA of Mesorhabditis spiculigera, 1410 nucleotides long. The record is from the annotation of a GenBank genome assembly. NCBI's taxonomy places the organism in Eukaryota, Metazoa, Nematoda, Chromadorea, Rhabditida, Rhabditidae.